Pyrgilauda ruficollis (rufous-necked snowfinch) is the source of this 1793-nucleotide messenger RNA. It is a transcript of the gene FARS2, whose product is annotated as phenylalanyl-tRNA synthetase 2, mitochondrial. Lineage: Eukaryota; Metazoa; Chordata; Aves; Passeriformes; Passeridae. The transcript has 10 exons. The coding region runs from base 241 to 1596 and encodes 451 amino acids. Gene Ontology annotation, biological process: phenylalanyl-tRNA aminoacylation. The record is from RefSeq and is a predicted model, not a curated record. Gene Ontology annotation, cellular component: mitochondrion; cytoplasm. Gene Ontology annotation, molecular function: tRNA binding; ATP binding; phenylalanine-tRNA ligase activity.
CGCCGGGCGCAGCCGCGGCGGAGCGGAGCCGCAGGGCCGGCGCCUGAGAAGGGGCAAAGCACUGACUAAAGCUAACAGAAAAGAGAAGCAGAGCUGAAGAAAUAUUAUCUCUGCUUGCAGUCUCUUCCCUAUGUGACCCUGUGGCAGCAUCAGCAAAAGGCAGUGUGUGUCAGUGGCUCCUAAUAAGGUUGUGGUUCUUAUUCCACCCUCCACUUCCACUUGAUCAUAAAAAAGUUUACAAUGGCAAUGCUCUGGAAAUUCAUGAGAGUAGCUAAGUAUUCUAAAACAGCUUUAUCAUCAAAAGUAAGAGGAAUUCCCACCCAUUCAAGGCAUUCUUCAUCCAAGUCUGUACCUUCAGAUUUUGCUGCCAGUGCACCCUGCUCAAAUACUGUGGAACUGCUUGGUAAAUCUUAUCCUCAGGAUGACUACAGCAAUGUCACAGAGAAGAUUCUUUCCAAGGUGGGGAAGAACUUGCACAACAGAAAACAUCACCCUUUGUGGCUAAUCAAGGAGCAAGUGAAGGAGCACUUCUACAAGCAUUACCUAGGACGCCGUGGGACUCCGCUCUUUUCUGUGUAUGACGGUCUUUCUCCAGUGGUUACAGUCCAGCAGAAUUUUGAUAGUUUACUUAUUCCACAAAACCAUGCCAGCAGAAGGAAAGAGGAUAACUAUUACUUGAAUCGUGACCACAUGCUAAGAGCACAUACAUCAGCCCAUCAGUGGGACUUGAUACACUCUGGCCUGGACGCCUUCCUGGCAGUGGGAGAUGUGUACCGCCGAGACACGAUCGAUAACACCCACUACCCCGUCUUCCAUCAGAUGGAGGGAGUGCGCCUCUUCUCCUGCCAUGAGUUGUUCUCCAGCAUUAAAGAUGGUGAAGGUUUACAGCUGUUUGAGCAAGGCCAUCGCACUGCGCACAAGCAGGAGUGUCACACCAUGGAGGCAGUGAGGCUGGUGGAGUUCAACCUGAAGCAAGUGCUCACGAAGCUCAUGACUCACAUCUUUGGUGAUGGACUGCAAGUCAGAUGGGUAGAUUGCUACUUCCCAUUUACUCACCCUUCCUUUGAGAUGGAGAUCAACUUCCAAGGAGAAUGGAUGGAGGUCCUGGGCUGUGGGGUCAUGGAGCAGCAGCUUGUUAACUCAGCUGGUGCUCAGGAUAAAAUUGGCUGGGCAUUUGGCUUGGGUUUGGAGAGGCUGGCCAUGAUCCUGUACGAUAUCCCUGACAUCCGACUGUUCUGGAGUGAAGAUGAACGCUUCUUGAAACAAUUUAUUGGGCCUCACAUUUGGCAAAAAGUAAAGUUCCAGCCACUCAGCCGAUAUCCGCCUUUGAUCAAUGACAUUUCCUUCUGGCUGCCUUCUGAGACCUACUCUCAGAAUGAUUUCUAUGAUUUGGUUCGAACCAUUGGUGGAGACUUGAUUGAAAAGGUUGUCCUACUAGAUGAAUUUGCCCAUCCAAAGACGAAGAAGGUCAGCCACUGCUACCGUAUCGUUUACCGGCACCCGGAGAGGACGCUAACGCAGGACGAGGUGCAUUGCAUCCAUCAGGCUAUUGAGGAGUCAGCAGUUCGGGAGCUUGGGGUGGAGGGCAGGUUCUAGCAAUGCUGCUCUGGAGCCCUGAGGACAGUACUUAUUUUUUUCCUUUUUUUUUCUUUCUUUUUUUUUAUUUUUUCUUCUUUUUUUGGGGGUGGUUUUAGGUCACAAGUAGAGAGACAGGUUUUGUGACUGAACACAGAAAGCGAUUGAUGAAUGGGCAAUGGUAAAACUGGCAGGUAAUAAACAUUACUACUGAGAAA